AUGAUGUCAAAGAAGGAAUGGCAGUUGGCGCUGGAGAGUCUUGACAAGAAAGUGGUGAACGGAAACAAAGAGAUCAAAGAUAUGAUAAAGGAUAUGGUGAAGGAUUUUAAAGAGACACUUAAAUCAGAGGUGGCAGAGCUAACUAAGAGUAUUGAUGAGGUCGAGAAAAUUAAGCAAGCUACAGUGUCUUCCCAGUCAUCAGGUGACUGUGCUGAUAUCAUUGGAGGGAAAGAAUCAAAUGCAAAUUCAAGACCUUAUAUGGCCUUUAUCAAGGGACCAAAAUCCUGUGGAGGAACUUUGAUCCAUGAAAACUGGGUGCUAACAGCAGCUCAUUGUCUUAUAACACCGCAAACAACUGUUAUUCUUGGUGCUCAUUCGCUAUCUAACCAUGAGAAUGGAAAGCAAACCUUUCGAAUUAUUAGGUUUUUUCGUCACCCAUCUUAUAGCUCCCUCCCACUGCAAAACGACAUUAUGCUUUUGCAGCUUAAUGGAAAAGCAAGAAUUAAUCGAUAUGUGCAAACCAUUCAACUUCCUAAAACUUUUGGAGAUAUCAGAGAAGGAACACAGUGUCUAGUCGUUGGAUGGGGGAAAAAUGAAAAAGAAUGGAUAUCUGAUAGGCUGCGUGAAGUUAAUGUAUUUGUCAAGAACAGAGGAUCCUGCCAAAGGAAGUAUAAUAGCAAUUAUCCUGUGACACUCAACAACCUGUGUGCAGGUGGUUUUCAGAAUAAAAGACAAGGUACUUGUAAGGGUGACUCUGGUGGGCCUUUGAUAUGCGGAGGAAUACAAACAGGCAUCACUUCUUUUGGCCAUAAAUACUUUUGUGCUCAUCCCGAUUCCCCAGAUGUCUUUACUCGUCUCACAAAGGGCUAUCUCCAAUGGAUACAUAAAGUCAUACGGGGGUGAACUUGGUUGAUGACUGGAUUUUAUUUUUUUAGUCUCUUGAUGCCUUCUGAUAUAGUGCCUUAGUUUAGAUUGCUUAUUGAUUCAUGCGCAUCUCAUUUAUUUCUCUGCUAGUUGUUGACAUUGUAUUCUAUUUGCAUAGAUGUACAAGAGGUGAAUGAGUGAGAGAGAGCCUUCCUAAGAUCUAGCAAAUUCCAAUAUUCAAGCAAUUGGCUCUGAAAUUCACUCCGACCCCUUUGCAAGAAGGAUUUCCUUAUCACCCAUGAAAAUUUUGUGUUCUCAGGCCUAGACUGAAAAUUUCAGCCUGAAGAGUUGAUUACUUUCUGUCUCUUCUUGUGACCAGAUUGCAAGGCCAUUCCAUUCAAUGAAAGAUAAAUUUAUUUCAACCAGUUUCACUGUACUUCUAAAUUGUACACAAUAAAGCCAGUAGCCUCAUGCAAAUUGCCUAUUAGAUGUCAAUCAGUAUCACAUAUUGGGGUUCAUCAUUUACAGAGAGACAAAAGAAGAGUAUGAUUUUCCUCCAUAGCCUACUGUGAUACUAGGGGAUCCCUGAGGCUCAGUACAAAAAUAUAUAAGCCACUUUGGUGCAGUCCAAAGAAAUAUGUAGGCAACUAACUUCCAUUGAGUUCAGUGGGAUCUAUUUCCAUUUGAGAGUCCUUCCAACAGUAUCCUGACAACAUUUUUUCUCAUUCAGAUAAAAAAUAGAUAUAUACAUAUGAUAUUUUCAAAAAUAUUGACAAUGGACAGCAGUAACAUUAAAAUAUUUUUCUUGACAAUUGAAUGAUGCACCAAAAAUGCUGCUUGAUUCCCCAGCAAAGUUCAUCUCUUCUGCAAAUAGCACUCCCCCCCCACCGCCCCCAGCCUUGAAAUUUAUUAUGGGGGGAAAGCUCUUCUAACCAAAGUCUAAAUCAUUACAAUUUAAUCUUUACUAUAUAAUUUUAAA
Molecule: messenger RNA, 1843 nt
Organism: Eublepharis macularius
Lineage: Eukaryota; Metazoa; Chordata; Lepidosauria; Squamata; Eublepharidae
Product: granzyme A-like
Exons: 6
Coding region: 1-903 (300 amino acids)
Biological process (GO): proteolysis
Molecular function (GO): serine-type endopeptidase activity
Source: RefSeq, a predicted model, not a curated record